Molecule: messenger RNA, 1359 nt
Organism: Neomonachus schauinslandi (Hawaiian monk seal)
Lineage: Eukaryota; Metazoa; Chordata; Mammalia; Carnivora; Phocidae
Gene: FBXO47
Product: F-box protein 47
Exons: 10
Coding region: 1-1359 (452 amino acids)
Molecular function (GO): protein binding
Source: RefSeq, a predicted model, not a curated record
AUGGCAUCUAGAGUAAAUACCAGUUUCACUUUGAUUCCCAACCAGAAAUAUAGACGUAGUAAUCGUCGAUCCAGCAGCUAUUUUUCCAACACCCUUGGCUCAGAUUCUCAGCCCUUAUCAACGCUUGGAAAUUUUAAAGCCUUGCCAUUGGAAAUAUUCCAAAUAAUCUUAAGAUAUUUGUCAGUGAAGGAUAUCAGCAUGCUAAGCAUGGUGUCCAAAACAGUCAGCCAGCACAUUAUUAAUUAUAUUUCAACCUCGUCAGGAAGCAAAAGACUUUUACUACAGGAUUUUCAUAACCUUGAGCUGCCUUGCAAGAGACAAGACUCUGCCAUACUGGAACAUUACAGAUCUCUAGGUCUGCUAUUUAAAAGAUGUACGUUGCUGCUACCCACAAGGGAAAGACUAAAGUACAUUCACAAGAUACUGGCAGAAGUUUCCUGUUUUAAAUUCAAUGGCUGUGCAGCUCCUAUCCAAUGUUUAGGAUUACCAUGUUAUGGCAUGUUUUUACAGACCUUAACAGCAGGUUGGGAUGAACUCGAGUGCCAUCGUGUAUAUAUCUUCUUAUGUGAGCUGACUAAUCUCUCCCGCAAGAUGCAGACUGUUGUCUGCAGCAAACCAGGAAGUGCCCGAAAACUGGAGUUAAGGAUCAGACUGUUCUGUAGGAACGUCCUGCUUGAUCACUGGACACAUCGAAGUGAUUCUGCUUUUUGGUUGACACGUAUAUUAAAACCAUGGCCAAUGGUGAAUCAGGCAAGAUUAUUGUAUAUCAUCUUUGGACCAAUAUCUCCUCAAGAUGGACAGGUGGUUUGGCAGAAAAUGAUAGAAGGACCUACAGAUGAAUCCAGUCUGAAAGGUUUGGCUGAUGCUAUUAAAUUACUGUAUGACACAAGCACCAAAGAGUGGACGGCAGAUGAUGUUAUCAGUCUUGUAGAUGAACUAUCAGUGGUUCCCCGUGAGUGGCUUCUAGAGAAUAAUGCACGUCUCCUAAUCCUAAGUGGGAACAACAUCUGUUUCACUUUCAUGGCUAGUAAAGCUGUGAAUGGACGGGCCAUUGAACUGGCAAAGCUGAUAGUCUUUUUGGCUUUGGUGUGUGAGAAAGAACUAUACUGCAUGGAUUGGGCAGUUAAAAUGAUGCAAAAAGUCUGUAAAGUCUUUAGCACUCCCAUGGAGAGAAAUAACUUCCUGCAGAGUGUGGCGAAUGCAUUUGCAUGUGUUAUAAUGGAAAUGCUGCAGGCAGUUAUGUCCGGAGACCGUGAUGAAGACGACAGAAGCUUUCUGAAUUUGUUCCAUCUUGUACACGCUCAGGCAAACUUCCAUAAGGAGGUCUUGUAUUUGACCAUGAAUACUCUCUCUACCUAA